Molecule: messenger RNA, 1560 nt
Organism: Vigna unguiculata (cowpea)
Lineage: Eukaryota; Viridiplantae; Streptophyta; Magnoliopsida; Fabales; Fabaceae
Product: glutamate receptor 2.8-like
Cellular component (GO): membrane
Molecular function (GO): ligand-gated monoatomic ion channel activity
Source: RefSeq, a predicted model, not a curated record
AUGGCACAGACUUAUUGGAUCUUUAUAUCUGUUUUGUCUUGGCUAUUAAUUGUUUUGGUUGUGCUACUACAGGCGCCAACUGGAAAUGGAUCAAAUGGUGGAUUGGAGAAUGGAGAGAUAAAGUUAAGAGUAAAGGUACCCGUGAGAGAUGGUUUCCCCCAAUUUGUGAAAGUAGUUUGGGACCCUUCUCAACAAAAGUACAACGUAUUUGGAUAUUGCAUGGAUGUUUUCAAUGCCGUUCUAACCUACUUACCCUUCAAUGUUUCUAUACAUAUUGUACCUGAUGUUGUUGAGCCAAGCCAGGUUUAUAGAACACACCAUUCAAUUCUAAAACUAAACACAACAGAGAGCGACGUUGUGGUAGGAGAUAUGACGAUCCUGGCCUACCGUUCGAAAAUUGUAGAUUUCACAGUGCCAUAUAUUGGAUCAGGUGUUAAAAUGGUAGUACCAGUUAAACACGGGAGGGAUCAAAACAUGUGGACUUUUGUGAAACCCUUCAGUUGGGAUCUCUGGUUGAGCAUAAUCAUCAUCUCUACCUUCAUAGGGAUUGCCAUACUCAUCAUGGAAAGAAACGUAAACGCGCUGCCUAAUCAAGAGGCUUCUGCAAAUCAAAAAAAACUUCGCCCUGCAACCAUCUUAUGGUUUCCAAUCUCACAAGCCAUUCUUCCUGAAAGACAAGUAGUGGUAAAAAGCUGCUCAAGAUUUGUGCUGAUGGUUUGGCUUCUACUGGCGUUGGUCCUCAUGCAAAGUUACACUGCUAACUUGACUUCUAUAUUGACCUUAGAUCAACUGCGACCCAGUUUUCUGAACCUUAAUGAUAUAAGGAGAGAAGGUUAUUACGUUGGAUACCAGUUUGGGUCUUUCGUUUACGAUGUGUUGAUUGACCAAUUUAAGUUUGAUCCAUCCAGACUAAGGCCAUACAACAACAUUGGUGAGUACCAUGAUGCUCUAAAGCUUGGAAGCAAAAAUGGGGGUGUUGCAGCUAUAUUCGAUGAAGUGCCCUAUCUUAAACUCUACCUUCAAGAAUACGAAUCCAAUUACAUUAUGGCUGGCCCCGAAUAUAGAAAUGCAGGGUUUGGUUUUGCAUUCCCUUUAAAGUCCAAUCUCACGGCUUACUUUUCGAGAGGCAUCCUGAAUGUGAUGGAAAGUGGAUUAAUGAAUGAGAUUGAGGACAAAUAUUUUGGAAAGAGUAGUAUUGGAGAAGACUCGUCUGCGGAAACAUCUUCUUCUGAACCUCUCAGUCUCAGCUUUCAUAGCUUCUCUGGGCUUUUCUUUAUUUCUGGGAUUUCUACUUUAUUAGCGUUAUUGGUUUCAGAAAGAUUUAUUUGGCAAAGGCUUGUUUUGAAGCAUUGUCUGAGAGGUAUGUCCCUAAUUCCACUUUUCAAGAAGGAAACACGCACUCAUCCAACUCAUGAUUCAACUCAUGGAACAGAGGCUUAAGACUUUGUCAAAGAUAGAAUGGAUAUCAAAUGGAUAUACUAUUACUAUAAACCUUCAUUAAGUCUAACAUAAUUUGUGUAAUUAUGAAUCCUUCUGGGUUUGAAACCUGCUAAUAUAUUU